AUGUUGAUGAUGGAAAAUACAGUGUUUAUUCACCACAUUCGCAGUAACAAUCUAAUCUUCGCCAACUUUUAUCGGAUAAAGUACCCCUUUGCAAUCCAAAUUGAUUGUUUUAUUAAUGGAUUCCAUGCACUUGGUGACUAUUCGAACCUUGCCGCAAAUCAGCCUCCUUCCUCUUCUUCUUCAUCUUCCUCGUCUAUUAACCAAGACAACAUUGUCAGUUCAACCACACAAGACUCAUCUGCAUCUUCAUCGUUUUCAAGUUCUGUUGUGAAUGUAGUUGUUAUUAAGGACCUGUGUGUUACCAUCCCGAGAAAAGCAAGCGUUCUUUGCGCAUUUGUUGCCAUGCUUGGUACUCGCAGACUUCCAUUUCCCACUUCCUCAUUUGACUUGGUGCAUUGCUCUCGAUGUUUGACCCCUUUUACAGCAUAUAAUGCAACAUAUUUUAUUGAAGUUGAUAGGUUACUUCGCCUAGGAGGGUACAUAGUCAUUUCUGGCCCCCCUAUACAGUGGCCUAAACAAGAUAAGGAAUGGGCAGAUCUGCAGGCAGUGGCUAGAGCAUUGUGUUAUGAGCUGAUUGCUGUAGAUGGGAACACUGUCAUCUGGAAAAAGCCUAAUGGGGAUUCAUGUCUCCCAAAUCAAAAUGAAUUUGGGCUUGAAUUGUGUGAUGAAUCGGAUGACCCAAAUCAUGCAUGGUACUUCAAGUUAAAGAAAUGUGUUAGCAGGAAAUUUUAA
Camellia sinensis is the source of this 732-nucleotide messenger RNA. The record is from RefSeq and is a predicted model, not a curated record. Lineage: Eukaryota; Viridiplantae; Streptophyta; Magnoliopsida; Ericales; Theaceae.